Brassica rapa (field mustard) is the source of this 2080-nucleotide messenger RNA. Its product is annotated as putative clathrin assembly protein At4g40080. Gene Ontology annotation, biological process: clathrin-dependent endocytosis; clathrin coat assembly; vesicle budding from membrane. Gene Ontology annotation, molecular function: SNARE binding; 1-phosphatidylinositol binding; clathrin heavy chain binding. The record is from RefSeq and is a predicted model, not a curated record. Gene Ontology annotation, cellular component: clathrin-coated vesicle; clathrin-coated pit. Lineage: Eukaryota; Viridiplantae; Streptophyta; Magnoliopsida; Brassicales; Brassicaceae.
UGCACAGAGAUGGUGGAAAGGAAGAUGAAGCACUCGUGUUUGGAGAGAGAUGAUCGAGAGAGAAACCCACUUAUUUUUUGGUCCUCUCUCAGCUUGACACGUGUCUCUAAGAAGCAGGCCUUCCAACCUUUACCCAAGGCUCGCCUCUUGGACUUCUCUCUCCUCUUUUAUUGUUUUUAAUGUUUUCUUGGGUUAAGAGGUGACCUAAGGGGCAGCGAUAAUGCUGCUCUUAGCCCAAGGCACCAAAGACAAUAAUUUGCCUAGUUUCCAUUUUUUUAAAGAAAAAAACUUUUCUAAAUUCAUCAAAAAGUCAAAAGUAUUAGUAUAAUCUUUUACCCUUUUGAAGCUUCUUCGAGAUCACUUUCUCUUUUUGCACUUUUUCCUCUUUAAAGUAAAAAAUGCAGUGUUCGUAUUUUAUACAUGUAACCUUCAUGAUAACAAAACUGAUUACAUUCUGCAUUUCGACGUGGACUUUAACACAUUGACCAUAAUAAGCACUUUGAAAAUAUCUUUUUUUGCCUUACUUUGAAUAGUUUGAUUUUGUACAAACGUACUUUACCCUUUUAAAGAAUGGGUAAAUAAGGAGAAGAUAAAAUUCCAUUUUAAAAUUGUUUGAACAUGGAAAGAAGUCUGGUAAGAACUCGAACAAAAAAAAAGAAUAGUUGAGUGAUUCUCUAAAAUAUAUUUGCUUAUUUUGACCCAUGUUGUUGGUACAUCUAAUCAAAUAAAAACAGUUUCCAUUCUUGACCCAAAAUAAAUAUUAUAUUUAUAUUAUCUCUUUACUAAUCAGCAAAGACACAAGAAGUCAUAAUAUAUCUUUCUCGAUCAUCAUAGAUCAUUCAAAGGCUAAAAGCUUUGUUCGAUGGGAAGAAUCACAGCUCUAAUAGGAAUGAUCAAAGACAAAGCUUCUCAAGGCAAAGCUGCUCUCCUCUCCUCAAACCCAACAAGCAAAUCCCUCUCUUUCCAUCUCUCCGUCCUCCGCGCCACCACUCACGACCCUUCAACUCCCCCGGCGAAUCGCCACCUCGAAGUUCUCCUCUCCGCCGGAACUGGCUCCCGAGCCACCGCAGCUUCCGCCGUAGAAGCCGUCAUGGACCGUCUCCACACAACCAAAGACGCCUGCGUCGCUCUCAAGUCAUUGAUCAUUAUUCAUCACAUCGUCAAACACGGUCGCUUCAUACUCCAAGACCAGCUCUCUGUUUUUCCAGCUUCCGGUGGUCGGAACUAUCUGAAGCUUUCUGGGUUUAGAGAUGAGAAGUCUCCUUUGAUGUGGGAGCUUUCCUCUUGGGUCAGAUGGUACGCUUUAUACCUCGAGCAUCUAUUAUCAACUUCAAGAAUCAUGGGCUUCUUUGUUUCAUCAACAUCGAGCGCGAUCCACAAAGACGAGUACGAAGAAAUGGUUUCGUCUCUUACCAACACUGAUCUGCUUCGUGAAAUCUACGCGCUGGUCGGGUUACUACAAGAAGCAUGUAAGAUUCCGGAUGUACCCUUCUGUGGAGGCAAAUCUCUAGCCGACAAGAUCAUUCGUUUGGUAGGAGAGGACUACGUGUCUUCGGUCAACGAGCUUUACACGAGACUCAACGAGUUUAAAGACCGGUCCAGCAUUUUGAGCUUUGGAGAUAGGAUCGAGCUUGUCUGUGCUUUGAAGAGGCUCGAGAGUUGUAAAGAAAGAUUGUCUGUUGUAUUCCGUGGGAUUUGGAAGAGAGCUUGGAUCGAUGGGUUCUGGAGCUUGGUUCGUGAGGUCAAGGGCAUGAUUGGUGGUUUAGAGGAUAGUAAUGAGCAAAUUGGGAGGAGAGGAAAAGGUUAUGAAUCGGCUCGGUUUACUGAUCGGUUAGUUAUUGGUUAUGGUGAUGCUGUUCGGUUUUCUUCCGGUAGAUUUUCGAGUGUUGAUCGGUUUAAUUAUCCAGUUUCUAGUCAAACGACUUUGAACGUCUUGUGAAUUUUUUUUUUUGGGUCAGAUCAGAUGUCUUGUGAUUUUUGUAAAACAAAAUUUCAGUGACAGGAAGAUAGAGAAAUUAAAUAUAUCAAACAGAAUAAUGAUACAUUUCCAAUAGAGAAAAAGAAAGUUAUAUUUUGAUCA